Molecule: messenger RNA, 1052 nt
Organism: Ailuropoda melanoleuca (giant panda)
Lineage: Eukaryota; Metazoa; Chordata; Mammalia; Carnivora; Ursidae
Gene: MAL
Product: mal, T cell differentiation protein (MAL blood group)
Exons: 4
Coding region: 110-571 (153 amino acids)
Biological process (GO): myelination
Cellular component (GO): membrane
Molecular function (GO): structural constituent of myelin sheath
Source: RefSeq, a predicted model, not a curated record
CGCGCGGGGGCGCCCGGGCCACUGGGCUCCGCAGAGCAAGCGAGCGGUCAGCGCCAAGCCGGAGCCGCGCGCAUCCAGUCCCGAGGCCGACGCCUGCCUGCACGCCGGCAUGGCCCCCGCAGCGGCGUCGGGGGGCAGCACCCUGCCCAGCGGCUUCGCGGUCUUCACCACUUUCCCGGACCUGCUCUUCAUCUUCGAGUUUGUGUUCGGGGGCCUGGUGUGGAUCCUGAUUGCCUCGUCCCUGGUGCCCAUCCCCCUGAUCCAGGGCUGGGUGAUGUUUGUGUCCGUGUUCUGCUUCCUGGCCACCACGACUCUGCUUGUCCUGUACAUAACUGGUGCCCACGGCGGGGAGACUUCCUGGGUCACCCUGGAUGCAGCCUACCACUGUGUCGCUGCCCUGUUUUACCUCAGCGCCUCUGUCCUGGAAGCUCUGGCCACCAUCGGGAUGCAGGAGGGUUACACCUACAAACAGUACCACGAGAACAUCUCUGCCGUGGUGUUUUCAUACGUGGCCACUCUCCUGUACGUGGUUCACGCAGUGUUUUCUUUAAUCAGAUGGAAGUCUGCAUAAAGCAGCAGAACUUUUGCUGAAAACUCAGACGGUGUUCAUGGAUCAGCCUGCCUUCCAGCGUAACAUUUUAGAAUGCAGAAAUACUCCCGAUGGUGGAAAACAGGAAACAAACAAAAAGCAACGCUCUGUUUCUUGUGGGUGUUAUGUUUACUCUCCCCUAUACCUCCAUGUCAGGGUUGGGGGCUUGCUGCGUUUAACCUCCAAUGUCUGAGCUGUCUUUCUAGAGUCAUUUUCUGUUUGUGAAAGAGGGCUGUGGGGGUGGGAGAUGGGAACAGUGACCACGAAACCAAGACCCCCUGAUGACUUCUGGACCGGAUCUUGAGAACUGUCUGCUGGAAUUUCCCACGAGCUCUUUUGAGUACCCAUCCUGGGGCCCGUUUCCCAGUCUUCAUGCAUCGUCUACCUGUCCUGGGGAGUAAGGAUCACCCAGCAAGUAUCUCAGAUGUCCCGGUGGAAGAUGAUAAAACUUUGAAAUACUUUA